CAGAAGGGCGAGAGAUUCUCAUCGAUUCGAGAAUCUGGUCCGAAACUAGCAGCUUGACUGUUGGCAUAAUGUCAGGCUUGUUAUCGUAUUUCGGCUGGGCCGUUCUGCCAAACUAUGUGACUUCUAUUCUUCAAAGCGUGUACUAUGGUAUCACCAUUCGCGCCGGCGAUCCUCGUCCACAACCCGGCACCCCACGCUUCGACAAGCAUCGCCGACGCAUUUUCAUCUUCGUCGUGACCGCAUAUCUUGUAUACACCUUAUACGAAAGCUUCUACCAAGUUCGCGCCACCGGGGACUUUUACAAUGUAUUAGGGGUAUCUCCACUAGCAGACGAGCGUACAAUUAAAUCACGUUUCCGCCGCUUAGCCGCCCAAUACCAUCCCGACAAGGCGAACCAGCUCCCCAAUGGCGGCGGUACAGAGGGCGUUUUUGUAUAUCUGAAGCUGGCGCAAGAUACCUUGCUCGACCCAGCUCGUCGGUUUGGUUACGACCGAUUCGGACCGACUGUCAACGAAUGGCGCAACUCCAGCACGAUGCAGGAUUUUCUAUAUGCGGGAUUGAAACAGGCGUUGGUCCAGUAUACAGCUGGCCUGGCAACGAUUGUGGUGUUGAAUUUUGUGUAUUGGUCGGCAUGGGGUCGAUAUUGGCGGUUUUAUACCUUUGCGGGCUUGGUUGUGCUCGAACUUGUACUGAUGACGCAGCCAUUGGUGAUUUUCAUGCCGCAGAACUAUAUCCCAGCGAGUUUGCUAGCGUAUUUCCCGCAAGCAGCGCCGAAGUUUUACCUCCUGCCCUUUCAAAUCAUUUCCCUCGCGCGGCGAGUCUCUAUUACAAUUCACAUCUUCAUCUCGCAAAUUACACCGGCACAGUCAGCGUCGGCGGCAGCUGGGACGGGUCUGAAUCCGCAGACGGUGCAACGACUAGGCCAGAUGGUGCAGCUGUCGAAGAUAGCCGAUACGGAGGCGUCUGGGUUGCUGUAUCUCACAUUGAGCCCGUUUCGCGGAGACCGCGAGAGCGUUGCGACGCUGCGCCGAGGUAUGAAGGAGGGUCUGGUUCUUGGAAGUGUGCGCAAUACACCCGAGGUUAAAGAAGCGGUUACUCGAGCGCAGCAGAGACGGGUGAGGGUGGAUGAGCAGAUUGAAUAGAUGGAUAUAGACUAGUAUACAUUUAUACAUUCUAUUUAUUUAUUAGAAUACACUGUACAUUUCUCAGGAUAUCGUGUGGUAACUACAAACUGUAGCUGGCCUAGGCAUUAGUAUUGAAAAUUACUGAGAUCAGUGUCUGGUGUCAUAACGGCGACAUCUGGGGUGGGCAGCUAGAGUUUCCUGUGUCAAAGUCUAGGUUGGUGCUAAUCUAGUCGCCCGGUGGCGAUGCUUGAUGAUUCUGAGGUGCACAGGUUGGCUUGAUGUGUUAGCCGGGUGGUGUGAGACUGGGGGGCAGUGUUUACAGUGUACCCAGCCGCAGGUAUGUUAAUCUGAGACUUAAAAAGUAGGGUUACUCAUUCCCACUCCCUUCCCUGCCAUUCCCAGGCC
This is a messenger RNA of Talaromyces proteolyticus, 1529 nucleotides long. RefSeq names its product putative membrane associated DnaJ chaperone. Gene Ontology annotation, cellular component: endoplasmic reticulum. The record is from RefSeq and is a predicted model, not a curated record. The coding region runs from base 69 to 1142 and encodes 357 amino acids. The transcript is spliced from 3 exons. Gene Ontology annotation, molecular function: protein-folding chaperone binding; misfolded protein binding. NCBI's taxonomy places the organism in Eukaryota, Fungi, Ascomycota, Eurotiomycetes, Eurotiales, Trichocomaceae.